CUGCUGGAGCAGCAGCUGUGGCGCGUGGAGCUACUGCAGGGCAGCCUGGCCGCCCGGCUGUUAUCUGGCCGGGACCUUGGCCUGGCGCCCUCGGGGCCUCCACACGUUCACCGCGUCAGCAGUUUCAGCGCCGUCUCCUAUUUGCUGAGCCCCUCUUAUCUGGACUGCCUUUCCCCGCUGGAGCGGAGCUGUCAGAACUUCAUCGCCGGUGGCGAGCUCGUGGACUUGCAGCCGGUAACCGGCCCGGAGAGCAGCUGUCCGCCAGAGGACCGUUCUCCCCCGCGGCCACUGAAGGCGGAGGUCGCCUGCUCCUCCUGGCAGGGAUGCUCGUCUCGCUCGAGGGAAGGCCUGCCCGAGAUUCACCACGUUCGCAUGAAACGGCUGGAAUUCCUUCAGCAGCCUAGCAAGGGGCAGGCGUUACCCACGCCUGACCAAGAUCAUGGCUACCAUAGCCUGGAGGAGGAACACAGCCUCCUCCGGAUGGACCCGAAGCCCUGCGGAGGCGUUCCUCCUGCCGGAGCCAGUCCCGGAACCGCCCAGGAGCCCGCGAGAGAAAGACAAGAAUUGACCAAAGAGGCUCCUCUUGCUGGGGAAAGGCAGGACCCAGUGGAAAGCUGUCUGUCUGGUGAGGCCCCUGUGGAAAGAGAGCCCGAGGAGGACCGCCUAAGUGUAGCUGACUUCUCAGACAUAGACGAUGACCUUCCCGUGUCUGCCAGGCCGGCCUGUAGCAACCGAUUGAUAGAUUACAUUUUGGGAGGUGCGGCCAGUGACCUGGAAGCAAGUUCUGACUCAGAAGGUGAGGAUUGGGAUGAGGACGCUGAGGAUGACGGCUUUGACAGUGAUGGCUCGCUCUCAGAAUCAGACCUUGAGCAAGACUCUGAAGGGCUUCACCUUUGGAACUCUUUCCACAGUGUAGAUCCUUAUAAUCCCCAAAACUUUACAGCAGCGAUUCAGACUGCUGCCCGAACUGCUCCUGGAGACCCGUCUGACUCAGAGAAGGAUCUGUCUGACAAGUCUGAUCUGGAGGAGAAUUCUCCCCAGACUGGAAGCCUCCUUCCUGAGUCUCCUGACCCUAAUUCUGAGGAGGAAGAUGACUGGGAAUCUAGUGCAGAUGAAGCAGAGAGCCUCAAACUGUGGAACUCUUUCUGUAAAUCGGAUGACCCCUACAACCUUUUAAAUUUUAAGGCUCCUUUUCAAACAGCAGGGAAAAAUUGGAAAGGCUGCCAUGACUCAGAGAGGCCAUCUGAGCCCAUUGUGACCAUCUCUGAGUGUCACACCUUACUUUCCUGUGAGGUGCAACUGUUAGGGAGCGGAGACAGUGAAUGUCCAGACUUGGUAAGGGGUGGGGUUCUUUCUGGAGGACACAAGCAUAUCAAGAGAAAAAAGGUAACCUUCCUUGAAGAAGUUACUGAGUAUUAUAUAAGUGGUGAUGAGGAUCGCAAAGGACCAUGGGAAGAAUUUGCACGGGAUGGAUGCAGGUUCCAGAAACGAAUUCAAGAAACAGAAGACGCUAUUGGAUAUUGCUUGACAUUUGAGCACAGAGAAAGAAUGUUUCAGAGAUUCCAGGAAGCAUGCUUCAAGGGACUUGAUGCUUUCUAGCCAUGUUCAGAUGACGUAAUAGCCUCCAGCCCUAGCAUACACUAAGUAACUCUUACUUCAGAGGUUUCUUUUAAGACAAAAAUUGGCAGCUGUCCUUGGACCAUUUUUUUAAGAGGAUAUGUAACUUGGAUCCAGCAAUCUUGUUUAAUAUUGUUUUGCAACAUAUCCCACUCAGAAAUGUCCAGGUUGGAAGCCAAGCCCUGAUAAUGAAGGAUGAGAUGUGUGAUUUCUAAUCUUA
Messenger RNA from Myotis brandtii (Brandt's bat), 1837 nucleotides. RefSeq names its product protein phosphatase 1, regulatory subunit 15B (gene PPP1R15B). The record is from RefSeq and is a predicted model, not a curated record. Gene Ontology annotation, biological process: response to endoplasmic reticulum stress. Lineage: Eukaryota; Metazoa; Chordata; Mammalia; Chiroptera; Vespertilionidae. Gene Ontology annotation, cellular component: protein phosphatase type 1 complex; endoplasmic reticulum. Gene Ontology annotation, molecular function: protein phosphatase regulator activity. The transcript has 2 exons. The annotation marks the transcript as partial.